Messenger RNA from Arachis ipaensis, 2124 nucleotides. RefSeq lists its product as uncharacterized. The record is from RefSeq and is a predicted model, not a curated record. NCBI's taxonomy places the organism in Eukaryota, Viridiplantae, Streptophyta, Magnoliopsida, Fabales, Fabaceae. Gene Ontology annotation, molecular function: protein binding; FMN binding.
AUGCCCUUUAGCAAUUCCCCACACCUCCAACUCCAUAAAGACUUGUUUGCCGAUUUUGCCUUACCUACCCCAGCACAAGACCCUACACCCCAAGAUUCCUCUCCAAUUCCAAUGCCUACCCAACGUUCCAUGGCACCAGCUACUACUUCCAACAUUCCUUCAAUUCCACCCCCGCCCCGGAAAUCCUCCAGAACCCAUCACCUUCCACCAUACCUUACUGACUAUGUAUGCCUUACCAACACGCCCUAUCCUCUUAUUCUAAGCCGUAAAGAAGAGGUGGCGAGAACCUUCUUCUUAAUCUGCAAGUCUCACCUCAUAACACUCCAUCAAGAACAACCGAAACGCAAUCCACGUGGCAAGAUCCUGUUCGUUUCGCGACUCGGAUAUUCAACUGCAGAAGCCCUAGCGGAGCGCCUCCGCAAUUUGUUAGAGUCGAAAGGCCUCGUUUUGGAGGUCGUAGAUGCUCGGAAUUAUGAUCCCGAAGACCUACCCAAGGAGAACCUCAUCCUCCUCGUUGAUUCAACUUCGAAUUUUUGGUACCAACCUCCCGAACCACCUGAACUACUGGCCUUAGACGACAGCAAAGGAGCAAAGGACUUCGCCAGUUGGCUCAUGCAUAACGCGGAGAGCUUUGGGAUCGGAGCGGUUGUUGUGAAGGCUUGCAUAUUCACUGCAUUUGUCGUGGGCAAAAGGGAUGGUAAGAAUUUGAUGGCUAAGGCCGCCAAUCAUUUUAGGGAUUUGGAUCACGUUCAAUACUAUGAUCAUCUUGAAGAGUGGUGGGGAAGUGUUGUUGCGACGGUUUCGGGAGAUACGGUUGCUGAUGGCAUGUGCGGGGAAUCUGAACCUGAGGAUGAUGUUGGUUGUUCUGAUCCAAAAAGCAUAUAUAUGUUGGUGGAAAAUGUGGAUGUAGUAGAUAGAAAAAGAACCUUCAGGCGCAGGAUGUUAACUAUCACUGAGGCCAACUUUAUCAAGCAUGGAAGUGUUGAUCUUGAAGAUGGAGGUCCUGUGACUGCCCAAUGGCCUGUUGGAGAUGAUCUAAUAAUGGAUUCCAACUUACCAACUUUUCAAGGAUUUUGUUCCCUUGGUGGCAGCUUGUUCAUUGCUGGUGGUAUCAUGUGUAACAAUGGAUCAAAAUUUGAAUUUGAGCUAGAAUUGGAACAUUUUUUCCCUGCAAAAAUGUGGUGCCUCAAGUAUGAUGGUUCGACCUGGAUUUGGAGUUUAUGCGGAAGCAUGAUCGACUACCGAAUGAAUCCCAUAGUAGUCCCAUACCAUCGCAACUUGUACAUCUUUGGGGGUGAUACUAAAGAUUGGGUUGAAAUCUACAAUUCACAAUCAGAGUCAUGGGAAAAAAGGGAAGUGCCUAGGGAAGCGCCCCAUGUGGACUUUUGGUCGAGUUCUAAAUCUUACUUUUUGUGGGAGGACAGAACAAAGCCUCCUAAGAAAACCCUCAUUAUGCUUUAUGUUUAUUAUGGUAAGUAUCAGGAACUCAUCUCAUAUGACAUCGAGGCCAACCUUUGGAGUGGAUACCUUCCCUGCGAUUUCCCGCCAAUUCGUGAUUCUUGUCCUAGGAAACUAAUUCGUUUGGCAUGCAGUAAUUAUCUCCUCAUUGUUGACUCUGCCGCUAUGUGGUACAUUUAUGACUUUUCUAAGAAGAAACUCAUGGCAGAUGUGCACGUGAAUGGAUUGGAAAAGCUGACGGGACGGGUUUCGUAUGUUUUUUGUUGCCACUACACCAGCGAGGAAAGUCUGAUUUAUGUCUUCAUGGAACCAGAUGAAAAGGUUGUUGAGGAAUAUGGUGGUGAUCCUGACUUUGUUCCUUAUGCUAGAGUCAAGCUCCAAACAAGUGGUAAUUUUUCUACCAAGGUUGAAUCCAAGGGUAAUCUUAAAGUUGGUCCCUAUAGCAAACUCUAUAUGUUUGCUGUUGGAGACCAAGACAUUGAAUUAAAGGGAGGAUUGUAGCUUAGUUUUGUGCAUCAUACUGGUGUGGUGGACAUUAUAUUAAUAGGAAUAUGUUUUCUUGAACAGAGAUAUUCCUUUAUAUUCAUUGUAGCUUAGGUUUGCGUAGAGAUCUUCAUUCUGGACUGGUGAGUUUGUUGCAUUAGAAACUAAUAAUUAGAGAUUUCU